AUGUUUCGGAUAGUUGACGAGGAUCCAGAAUUUGUGAAGAAUACAUCUCGGAAGGUUUUGAAGGCUGCUAAUAGCUGUCUCGAUAAGAAGAACCAUGAAUUUUGGAAAAACACUUCGAGCAUGCCCGAUUUGAUAGCAAACUUACAAGAAGUCUUCGUUAACGUGGCUAAAGGAGACCUUAAACUCGGAAUUGAUUACACCCUUACAACGGAAAAAAUUUUGGUCGUGAUUAAAAGAAAACGUCCCACAGCAGAGGAGAAUUACAUCAUAAUUCCUGACUACUCUGCUAUAAAAGAUGACUCAUGGGGCGAUGAUGUCAACUUUGUGCAGAUUCCUAAAGCAGCAGUACAAAGUGUUAAAGGAAUUUACACAUAUGUAUUCCUGCUGUAUAAAGACGUGGAAAGUGGACUGCCGAAUUCUUCUCAAAACGAAACUGGAGAUGAAUUGAACGUUUCCUCUCUUGUGAUGUCUUGCUAUCUCGCACUUGGUGGUGUGCCUGUUUUCAAUCUUUCUUCUCCGGCCCUUCUGUAUUUCAAAACCCCGUCCGCCGAAGGCCGUUCAAGGCAGUGCUCAUUUUGGAAUACAGACAGAAGUUCCUGGUGGACGAAUGGGGUCAAAGAAUUAGAAUUACAAUCAAACUCCUCAAUUACUGUUUGCCUAACCGAACACUUCACCAGUUUCGCGGUCCUUAUGCAGCACACAAAAGUGGAGCUUUCCGAGGAGGAUCACUUCGCUCUAAGCAUCAUAACCUAUAUAGGCUGUGGAGUCUCAACGGGAGCCUUGAUCAUCACCGUUAUAGUAUUCUUGAGUGUCGAGUCCUUGUCAUCGGAACGACACAAAAUUCAUACCAACCUCGUGGUGUCACUUCUCUUCGCUAACGUACUUUUUUUGGCUGGGAUAAACGAAACGUCCAGUCCAGUGCUAUGUAAAGUAGUGGCAGUGUCAAUACAUUACUUCUUCCUGACUGCGUUCACCUGGAUGUUUGUGGAGGGCUUACAUUUGUACCUGAAGGUUGUCCAAGUAUUCAGAACAGAGAAUAUCCAAAUGGUUUAUUAUUAUGUGUUUGGAUGGGGUUUCUCUGUGCUUCCAGUUGCCAUCACAUUUGCUAUAAACUCAAACAGUUAUGGUAACAGUGAAGUCUGUUGGCUCUCUACUAAGGAUGGCACCAUCUGGGCCUUUAUUGGACCUGUUGUUGCCAUUAUUACAGUAAACACAUUUGUCUUGAUAAUGGUGAUCAAAACUGUUGUCUCUUCUGCGUCCGCUGUAAAAAGCUCCGACCGCGCCCAUUUAAAAGCUGGAAUCAAGGGACUGUUUGUGCUGAUGCCCCUUCUUGGUGUGGGCUGGAUUCUUGGAUUAUUUGCAUUGAACGAUGGCACAAAGGUUUUCAUUUAUGCAUUUGCUAUCGUAAAUGGAUUUCAGGGCUUACUGAUUUUCUUGCUGCACUGUGUUUUUAACAGUGAGGUCCGCCAAGCUUUUCGCCGGCAGAGAGAGAAACAUUCCCUCACAAAGGAAAAUAUGUCUCAAUAUAAUGCAUCCUUCUCACUCUCGUCGGAAUCUGGAAGCAAGAAAACGUCGAACUCCAACAGUUUUAGUAAGCUCAAAGGGAGACUUUCUUUCAAACGCAAGAGCUCAGCCAGAGUUGUUCAAGUCAAGCCUGCUAACGACAAUCAUGACGUCACCGACAGUUCGUUCCAAGUAAAACGAACCUUCCAUGAGAGUAACAGGCUGAGCGUGACGGCACAGGAAAACAAAAUGUCUUCAUUAAACUGCCCCAUGGAUUCGGAAAGAGAAGUAGCGCCCAAUAAUCAGCAGGCAGCCAUCGCAAAAGGGAAGCGGAGUCGUCCUUAAUGACCCGGCCUGAGCAGUCCACAGUUACUAAUGUUGUCACCACUUUAUAAGGAAAGAAUCCGUACUUAAAUAACAAGAUGAACAUGCAUGGUUAAUCAUGAUUCUUCCUUUGAACAUUUUUUCUUAUCAAUUUGGAUAUUGCGUCCCUAACCUACAAUGAUUUUUGACUCAUGACAACGAAAAAUAAAGUGAAUGGGUUCAGUUGGUACUUUGGUUUAAAGUUCGCGUAAGGAUUAACGGAGGUGACCAGACAGAAAAAUUGUUUUUUUGUCGUACUACACAGCCUGUACUUAAUUUGACAAAAUGGUUUUGGCAACUAGCGAUUUCACCUUGAACCCUGAACUCGAAAAAAAGUAGUUAAUAGUUUUAAACAACAAAGACGAAUACUGGUAUGAAUGCAGUUUCUUUACCUUAGAUACGAACAGCAUCAGGAGGUAGUUAACAAUGAAAAGUUUAUGAGAGAGUUGAAAUAAAGAAGCAAAAGACAAUUGUCAUGAUUGUUAACGGAAGUCAUACAACAGCGUCAAAGCUUUCCUUUUCCUUUCCUGUCUGCUUUAAAACCCGUUAUUUCUAUUUUUGCGAUCAACUGAAGGUUGUUACAAUAAUAAUUUUUAUAUGAAUGUGAAAGCGAAUUUAGCAGUAAUGAAUACUACUUGAGCAGUAGUGAAAAUAAGGCCUGAAAAAAUUCAGGCCUGUAAGGGAUUUAAUACCGACGCGGUGCUCUACCAACUGAGUUAACAAGCCAACUGGGAGUUUGUCAUUAUAUAGCGACUAAAUAU
This is a messenger RNA of Pocillopora verrucosa, 2627 nucleotides long. Lineage: Eukaryota; Metazoa; Cnidaria; Anthozoa; Scleractinia; Pocilloporidae. The record is from RefSeq and is a predicted model, not a curated record.